GUGAGGUGUUGACAAUUAACCCAACGUAACAAACGCAAACUUUCCUUUGCGAUUCUGAGUUUUCGUUGCAGUUGCAAAAACGGCCUUCACUCUCCGAUGGACCCAUCUCCGGGAACCUCCACUCACGGCCAUCCCUCCGAUUCAACGCCCGAUAACGGCGAAACAUCAUCGUCUUCGCCAACCGUUCUGGAUCUCACCAGCUUCCAGCUCCAUGAUCUCGAUUCCGUGGACCUCCCCUCGUCUCUCUCCGAGCUCGACUUGACGGCCAACCGUUUGUCGGCGUUAGACCCCCGUAUUUCCCACCUCUCCAAUCUCAACAAAUUCUCUCUUCGCCAGAACCUCAUUACCGACGCCGCGCUCGAGCCUCUUUCGUCGUGGCACACCAUUUCCCAACUCGAGGAACUAGUGCUCAGGGAUAAUCAGCUGAAGAAAAUUCCGGAUGUUAGCAUAUUUAAGAAACUUCUGGUAUUUGAUGUUUCGUUCAACGAAAUUACAUCACCUAGCGGAUUGUCCAAGGUCUCCAGUACAUUGAAGGAGCUCUAUGUCUCUAAUAAUCAAAUUGCAAAGAUAGAAGAGAUCGAACACUUUCACGAGCUGCAGAUUCUUGAACUUGGGUCAAACAAACUACGGGUAAUGGAGAAUCUGCAAACUUUAACAAAUCUACAAGAGCUUUGGCUUGGACGCAAUCGUAUUCGAGCUAUCAAUUUAUGUGGAUUGAAAUGCAUUAAGAAGAUUAGCAUCCAGAGCAACCGUUUGACUUCAAUGAAAGGACUGGAGGAAUGUGUUGCUCUUGAAGAACUAUAUCUGAGCCAUAAUGGUAUUGAGAAAAUGGAAGGCUUAUCAACCCUGGUAAACCUUCGAGUCCUGGAUGUAUCAGCAAACAAGCUUACCGCAAUUAGUAACAUUGCAAACUUGACAAAAUUAGAAGAUCUUUGGCUUAAUGAUAACAAUAUAUCAUCAGUGGAAGAUAUAGCCGAGGCUGUUGCUGGUUCACUACAGAAACUGACUACCCUAUAUCUUGAGCGUAACCCAUGUGCAAAUUCUCCAAACUACAUCAGUACUUUGAGACAAAUUUUCCCCAAUAUUCAACAAGUGGAUUCAGAACUAUUUGCAUAGUGAGUCAUCUUGUCUCAAAAGCCUUUAAUUCUGUAGCGAUUCCAAACCCAAAGAAACAUUAUCGAUUCUCUUUUAUUGAUACAAUCUGCAGCAGAUGAAAUGCUCAACUCCCAUUAAUGGUGUGUGAUCCAGCUGCCUCAUCGGUUUCAGGUCUCUGUGCAAGAGAGUUUUUAUUUGGAGCCAUUGCUCAUAAUUUUUCAUUUUGCACACUCAAAAACUAACUAGCAUUCACAUUUCCCUUUGCAUAAAUUGUCAAGUCACUUAUUAAAGGAA
Messenger RNA from Ipomoea nil (Japanese morning glory), 1389 nucleotides. RefSeq names its product protein phosphatase 1 regulatory subunit pprA. Gene Ontology annotation, molecular function: protein binding. NCBI's taxonomy places the organism in Eukaryota, Viridiplantae, Streptophyta, Magnoliopsida, Solanales, Convolvulaceae. The transcript has 6 exons. The record is from RefSeq and is a predicted model, not a curated record. Bases 97 to 1116 code for a protein of 339 amino acids.